This is a messenger RNA of Euleptes europaea (tarantolino), 1533 nucleotides long. RefSeq names its product zinc finger protein 385C (gene ZNF385C). Gene Ontology annotation, cellular component: nucleus. Bases 1 to 1527 code for a protein of 508 amino acids. NCBI's taxonomy places the organism in Eukaryota, Metazoa, Chordata, Lepidosauria, Squamata, Sphaerodactylidae. The record is from RefSeq and is a predicted model, not a curated record. Gene Ontology annotation, molecular function: nucleic acid binding; zinc ion binding. The transcript has 8 exons.
AUGAAGCGGCCCUUGAGCCCAACCCACCCCCACGGGAGCGGCAAUUGUGGGAGCCUGGCAGAGGACACGAGCCUAGGAUGCCCCCCAGAGCAGCGCACCAAGCGGGAGAAGAAGCACCCCUCGUUCACACUGUGUGAGGUGUGCAAUAUCCAGCUCAACUCCGCUGUCCAGGCUCAGAUCCACUACAACGGGAAAUCCCACCAGAAGCGCCUCAAACAACUCAACAAAGGCAGAAUCCUGACCAGCCAAGGUCCAGCCGGCCACAAUAGCUCCCUCUUAACUUCGCUUCCCAUCCCAGGACGGUCCCUACACUCGCCACUGGACAUCAAGCACUUUCUGACCUUUCGCCUCAAUGGGACGUCCCCGCUCAACCUCUUCCCCAACUUCAACACGAUGGAUCCAGUGCAGAAAGCAGUGAUCAACCAUACGUUUGGUGUACCCAACCCACUCAAGAAGAAGCAGUUCAUCUCUUGUAAUAUUUGCCAUCUCAGAUUCAAUUCUGCGAAUCAAGCCGAGGCACAUUACAGAGGCCACAAGCACGCCCGGAGACUCAAAGCCAUCGAAGGAGCAAAGACCAAGCAGAAGGUGCCUGAGAGCCGCAGCAGCGGCCAAGAAAAACCAGCCGACUUGGAUGCCCCGCUGGACCUCGCUGGAGACGCCACCAGCGACUCAGUACAACCCAAUGGCCUGCUGGAUUUGAAGCAGCGGACAGCGGAGCAGUACAGCUUGGUGAUGUCCCCCCUAGAGAAGUCCCCUGCCGAGCUGAUGAGCGGCGUCCUGCCCCUGGUCUCCCCACCCGUUUCAGAGCCCUCAGAGGGAGCUCCGGACACUGUGAGUGUGGCCUCCUCGUCAGCGGCCCCUGGAGCGGAGACUCCGGUCACCGAAUCGGGCAGCACCAUCAGCUCAGGACUGGAGGGGGAGAAAGAGGGGAAGAAAACUAAGCAACACUUGUUCUGUCCCACUUGCAAGGUGACUGUCAACUCCACCUCCCAGUUGGAAGCUCAUAACUCCGGAGCUAAGCACAAAUCCAUGCUGGAAGGCCAGGCAGUUUUGCCGAGACGAGGCAGGGGGAAGGUCCUCUCUCGAAUGGGGCACAAGCCCAAGCGCAUUGGCAGCAAAGGCAUCCAAAACAAGGCCUUCCAGUGCCAGGCGUGCGAGAUUUAUGUCAACUCCGAAACCCAGCUCAAACAGCACAUGAGCAGCAGGCGGCAUAAGGACAGGUUGGCGGGGAAGCCCCCAAAGCCCAAAUACAGCCCAUAUAGCAAGCUCCAGAAGAACGCGGCCCUGGCAGUGAGUAUUCUGAAGUCCAAGCUGGCUCUGCAGAAGCACCUCACAAAGACCCUGGCUGCACGGUUCCUGCCCAACCCCUUCGCCUCAGCCGCCGUCUGCGCCCUGCCCAGCCCGCUAACGCUGCGACCAGCUGCUGCCACCCUCUUCCAAGCUCCUCUCUUUGGACCAGCGCUGUUCCGGACCCCGCCAGGCCCUGUGCGGGCAGCUACGGGCCCCAUCCUCUUUGCCCCUUACUAAAGAACC